This is a messenger RNA of Monomorium pharaonis (pharaoh ant), 1087 nucleotides long. Its product is annotated as cobalamin trafficking protein CblD. Lineage: Eukaryota; Metazoa; Arthropoda; Insecta; Hymenoptera; Formicidae. The transcript has 5 exons. The record is from RefSeq and is a predicted model, not a curated record. Gene Ontology annotation, biological process: cobalamin metabolic process. Gene Ontology annotation, cellular component: mitochondrion. Bases 219 to 1064 code for a protein of 281 amino acids.
GCGGCACCUGCCGCGUGAGCCGACGUCCGUCAAUCCGCGAUGUUAUUUAUAAGGAGUGUAAAUAGGUGGUAAUUUUUUUUUUCGCAACCAAGCGUGCAAUCCGCCGUUUUUGCUGCGUGGAUCCAAAUCCCUUAUGUAGAUGAUCGUUUCCUAAUGAUGCACUGCUGUUCGCAACGGUAAACGAACGGUGGCUCGACGACUACGACCGAGAGACGACGAUGCUCUGCGUAAGACACGGGAGAAAGCACGGCUUCUCGUUGCUGUUCAACCUAGUCCCGCGGGCUCUCUACUCGCGUCGCAGCGACAGGAGCACGAGUUCCUACAAGAUCGUCAAGUCCAAUGGCGACACCCUGGACGAUAUUGACAACAGCGUUUUGGGUAUUAAUUCCAACUGGGAGUUGCUAACGCCGAGAGGCUUUAGAUUUUAUCUUCCUGGAAGCGUAGGACCCGCUUGGCUAGAUGCUACAACUACUGCCCAAGUUAAAGCCCAAUUUGUUAAAGAAGUGUGUGACAAUGAGGAGUUUAUAGAACCCUUAAACAAUGAAAAUAGAUAUGAAAAGAAUGUAAAAAAUUGGAAAGCCAUACGGCCGACAUUGGACUGUGUGGCACAAGAAUGCCCUAUUCUUCUGCGGAAGAGCAUAGAAGAAUUAUUUUCAGGAUGCUUGGACGUGUCUAUGUCACAUCUUACUAUUAUAACUAUUAGUCAAAAGGCAAAUCUCAAGUCGAUGAGAUGGCGCAAGGAAGCAGAGACAGAGAAACUUGCCAAAUAUUUUGUUUUAGCCGCCUCCGACAUAUGUACAAAGCUCAAAAUGGUCGGUUACUGGGCAGAUUUUAUUAAUCCCUUCAGCGGACAGCCCUACUUGAGUCCACAGAAGGGUGCCAGCCUGUAUGAAACUGACGAACGAUUUCGCUGCCUAGGAUUUAGAGUACAGCAAAGGAACAAUUGCAGAAUUAUCGUGUCCGAUAAUAAUCUACAAAAUUUUAUUGGAAGCCUUUAUACCACGGCGCCAGCAAGCACGGAAUUUUUAAAACAAAUAAUAAACGUUGAUAACGAGGAUCAAUAAAUAUGUGUAUAUACAAGGAAAAA